Molecule: messenger RNA, 842 nt
Organism: Aphanomyces astaci
Lineage: Eukaryota; Oomycota; Saprolegniomycetes; Saprolegniales; Verrucalvaceae
Exons: 1
Coding region: 189-815 (208 amino acids)
Source: RefSeq, a predicted model, not a curated record
GAUCACGAAGUGUUGUCGUCGAGAUAUUACAUUGAAAACAAAACGCAAAAUAUCUCGAAAUUAUUUGCCAAAAACAGGCGGCAUUUUGGAAUAAAACGUCGUCAUAGAAUCAGGUUUUUAAUAAAUGACGCAUUUGCUGGCCUUCCAAGAAUGUUUGUAUGCAGAUUUGACUUCUACGUCCACACAAGAUGCUCCGCGUCCAUGCAUCCGCGACCGACGAUGCCGCGCAAGUCCAGAGCGACUUUGUAGAAUCAUCCGCUUCGAGCGACGACGCCUCAUCGGACGUGGGUGUACCCGCCACGGUUGAGGCGGUGCUUGGAGUACCAGUGGUAGUGCAGGCCGCCGAGCAGGUCGAUGACGACGACGACGUUGUCAUUACAGAAGUCCGACAACCUACAAUGCAACACCAUCCGACGUACAGGUUCAUGAUUCCAACUCUUCGACAACAUCACGUCCGCACCAAUCCGAGACCGCUGCCGACAACUGCGUCUACUGCGAUCGAUUUAGUCGACGAUGCAAUGAACAGUUCCCCACCACGUCCUCUGAAGCGACGACGUGCAGACGGCAUGGUGGUCCCACCUAUUCCACCAGUUCCUGCGGAAGACGUCGGUCGUGUCCAGCAAGAUUCGAUCAACGCGGCCAAGUUCCACAUGCGAUGCCCUCUAUGUCUCGACACCAUGGUGUCCAUCACAUCCACAAGAUGCGGUCAUGUGUACUGCAGGGACUGCAUCGCCCAAGCCAUCGUCGAUAUGCAUCGAUGUCCACUGUGUAAUAAAGGACUCACGUUGCGGGACAUCCAUCCCGUGUUCCUCUAAACGUAGUUAAUAUAUAAUAAUAGCCAA